Ornithodoros turicata is the source of this 4931-nucleotide messenger RNA. Its product is annotated as 3'-5' RNA helicase YTHDC2-like. The record is from RefSeq and is a predicted model, not a curated record. Lineage: Eukaryota; Metazoa; Arthropoda; Arachnida; Ixodida; Argasidae. The transcript is spliced from 27 exons. Gene Ontology annotation, molecular function: RNA binding; helicase activity; protein binding. Bases 198 to 4391 code for a protein of 1397 amino acids. Gene Ontology annotation, cellular component: intracellular anatomical structure.
GCGCUACCGCACAGCUUCCAGCGCCUGCGAAGAUUUGACGAUUUGACUGGUUUGACGGUGAUUGACGCUCUGAAGCGGUGUGCUUACCUCUUUUCCACCGUUAACAAAAUUAGCUAUUCUCUCUGCUGAAUUGAUGGCUUCGUUAAAGAUUGUCUAACCUGCACCAUCCAACAGUCCACACCGCGACGCGAAAUAGCAUGACAAGAAGAGGCAAGAGAAAUGUUUGCGUCGGCGAAGAAUUCCGAAUUGCAACUACAUUGGCUCUGCAGAAAUUCCGUCAGACUGAAGAGCCAAAAGAGCUUGAGUUUCCGUCAUCCUUCACAGCAGAAGAGAGAGCAUUUAUACACCGGCUCUGCAUUUCGCUCAAUUUGAAGUCAAAAAGCAGAGGGAAAGGUUCCAAUCGGUAUUUAACAGCCUACAAGAAGGAAGGUUCCACAAUAGUUCAAGCUGAUGCAGGAUUCUCAAUGGGAGGUCUCGCACGGCAGCAUGCUCUGUUGCUGCUGCAAAAGUUUCCAGUGAAUGCGAGGGAGAGGCAAGACCUACUGCCACCAACCGAGCGUGAGAGAGUCCUGGGCCAAGAAACGCGAGACGUAAAUCGUACCACCGGGCGACUGAGCAGUGGAAUUCCGCAAGUGCCCCCACGGUGUGAGAACUCGCCGUUGACGUCAUUUCGUCAGAGCCUCCCUAUUUGGCAGUACAAAGAUCUCAUAGUGGCAGCUGUGGCUCAACACCAAGUUGUGCUGGUUGUUGGAGAGACAGGCUGUGGGAAGACUACGCAGGUACCACAAUAUCUGCUGGAGCGUCAUGCUGAGGCUGGUCAGCCGUGCCGUAUGAUCUGUACAGAACCGAGGAGGUUGGCCACAGUGGCAGUGUCGGAAAGAAUUGCGGUGGAACGAAACGAAAAAUUAGGGCAGACUGUCGGAUACCAGAUUCGUCUGGAGAACAGGGUUUCCCCGAAGACAUUGUUGACUGUCUGUACAAACGGUAUUCUGCUGCGAACAUUAAUGGGUGGAGAUGCAAGCAUGGCCACUGUAACUCAUGUGAUUGUGGAUGAAGUCCACGAACGAGAUCGCUUCAGCGACUUCCUGCUCAUCGUGCUGAGAGAUCUCCUUCCCAAAUUUCGUAACCUCAAGGUCGUGCUAAUGUCAGCGACUGUCGACGUUCAACAGUUUGUCAAAUACUUUGGCGGGUGCCCGGUUAUUGAGAUCCCAACAAGAACUCACGAAGUGAAGACUUACUUUCUGGAAGAUGUACUCCGUUUAACCAAUUAUAUGAGCCAAGCCAUGCAGAACAAUAAGGUGAGCCUGCAGAGAGCACAGACACAGAAGCAGCAGCUGGCAAAGUGGUGCUCCGAGAGUGCAAGCAAUUCCUCCGUUGCGCCCGAGUCUGGAGGAGGAGGAGGAGGAGGAGCUACAUCUGUGCCUCCUGGCAGCCAACAGCGCGAGUCCCUGAACUCUUCGCACUCCAAGUGUGUUGAGGAUCAUGCUCACCUUACCUCGGAAAUGGAUGAAGCACUUCACAAUGCCUGGAUCUCUGGAACGGAUGAAGCUUUCUCUCAACUGCUCUAUUAUAUCAUGUCAGAAAAUGUCUCAGUCGACCACCAGCACAGCGAGACGAGUGCUUCGGCUCUAAUGCUUGCUGCUGGAAGGGGCAAGGUCGAAGUUCUGGAAGAACUCUUAGCACUGGGUGCCAGCACAACAGCACGUGCAUCCAAUGACUGGACAGCUUUUGACUGGGCACAACACUUCCAUCAGAAGGAAGCUGCGGAGGUUCUCAUGGCCAACAUGCUGACAAGCCAGUGUGGCCUCUCGAGCCUCGAACCCGCAGUUGCAGUGUCAGAGCACGACAUGAGUGAGGCAGACCGUGACUUGCUGGACCUCUACCACCACAGCUUUGAUGAUGAUAACACUGACCUGGACCUGAUCAUGUGCCUCUUACAGAAGGUUCACAUGAGCAGUGAAGAAGGUGCUGUCUUGGUCUUCCUGGCUGGCUAUGACGACAUAAUCAGCCUCAAAGAGAAAAUCUUGUCCGAUAACAAGGUGUUCUCGAAUGACAAAAGAUACGUACUGUACGUGCUUCACUCAAACAUUCAAUGUUCUGAGCAGCGUCUUGUCUUCAAUCCAACUGCACCAGGAGUCAGGAAAAUUGUGCUGGCAACCAACAUAGCAGAGACGAGCAUCACAAUCAGUGAUGUCAUGUUUGUAAUUGACUCUGGGAAAGUAAAAGAGAAAAUGUACGACAGCUUGACCGGCACAACCCUCCUCAAGACAACGUGGGUGAGCCGCGCCAACGCCAUUCAGCGCAAGGGCCGUGCAGGCCGUACCCGUCCAGGAGGUGUCUGUUUCCACAUGAUCAGUCGACCCCGGUUCAGGGCACUGGCGCUUUUCCAGCAACCGGAGCUGCUGCGACUUCCGUUGCAAGAACUCUGCCUCCAGGCCAAGCUGCUGGCACCACCCAAUGUUCCUAUCGCUGAUUUCUUAGCCAGGGCACCGGAUCCCCCAGCAUUUUUGGUCACACGGGCAGCAGUGACAUUGUUAAAGACCAUAGAUGCAUUGGACCCUUGGGAAGAGCUGACAGAAAUGGGACUUCACCUGUUGGACCUACCCAUUGAACCCAACCUGGGAAAGAUGGUACUCUAUGCAGUGGUGCUCAAAUGUUUGGACCCUGUUCUCACUAUUGUCUGUGGCCUAUCAGUAAAAGAUCCAUUUGUAUUGCCAGCACAACCGGGUCAAAAGAGGGCAGCCGCAAUAUCCAGGAGGAGGUUUGCAGCUGACACUUACAGUGAUCACAUGGCCCUGCUUAGGGCUUUUCAGGGAUGGCAAAAAGCUCGCGGUGACAACAUAGAGCAGCAGUUCUGCGAGCGUCACUUUAUAUCUGCGUCAACCAUGGCCACAAUCUUGCGCGUUCGAGGACAGCUCUUGGGCCAGCUGAGGGCCUCGGGGUUCGUUCGUGCUCGAGGAGGUGGCGACAUCCGUGACCUCAACGCCAACUCCGACAAUUGGGCUGUCAUCAAGGCAGCCCUCUGUGCUGGGUCCUAUCCCAACCUUCUGAGGGUAGAUCGUGAACGGCAGCAACUUAUAGCUCAGCGAGCCUGCAAGGUUCGGUUCCACACCCGCUCUACACUUUCUCACACACCAAACUCUGCCCACGGCGGGAACGUCGCAUCACGGGCAGCAACCGUGGCUGCACUCCCUUCCGACUGGCUCAUCUACGGGGAGAUGACAAGGGUGGGACCAGCUGCAUACGCGCACGUGUGCACUUUAGUGUCACCACUAACAGUUGCCCUCUUUGCGGGUCCACUACGUCUACCCCUCGAUGCCCUGCAUGAGACACAGCAUGGAAGGCUGGACGGACUCGCGGAAGAGAGUGACAGCGAAGAAGAGGAAGAAUUAGACAUCCAGAAGUCCAUCCUUAAACUCGAUGACUGGGUCUCCUUCAAAGUGGAGCCCGAAAGCGGGCGCCUAGCGCUGCAGCUGCGCCAGAAACUGCAGGCACUGUUCCUUCGGCGCAUGCACGCACCCGCAAAGCCCUGGUCGCAGGUCGACGAAGCGGUUGUGCGUUCUGUGGUCGGCGUUCUCACGGCUGAAGAGCAGUCCCAGGGCAUCCCUCAACCACCCCUUGGCAUCGGUCAAAGGCCUCGGCCGAUGGCACCCGACUUCGGUUCUUCACCGGUGGGUUCGCCAGACUCCGCACUUCUUGAGAUGGAGUCGCGGAGACCAAUCCGGCGUCCCGAUUCCGGAACCAGUCCCACGUCGUCGUCUCGGGGAUCUUCAGCAGCGACCACGCCAAGCAGGGGGCAUUCAGAAAAAGACCCAUUUUUCGCCAUGGUGGCAGGUACUUCGAGGUGCUCGGACGAACGUUCGGACACAUCGUCUCUCCGCUCUGGGGGCAGUGGCCCAAUGAGUCCCUGCUUCAGCCCUGGUGCUGGCUGGAGGGCUUCGGGGAGCAAGCGCUUCUACGUCGUGAAAGCUGGUUCGCAGAGGGCAGUGGACACGUCUGUUGCUACGGGACUGUGGUCAUUUGGCCCUGGGACCGAUAGGAAGCUUCAGUGGGCUCUGAAGGAGGGAAAGGAGGUUUUCCUGGUGUACUCUGUACAAGGAAGCGGGCAUUUCCAUGGGUAUGCAAGACUGCUGGGACCUGCUUCUACCCUCCAGUGGCAAGCAGAUGCCUAUGGUGGUAGCUCUGGUCGCUGCUACUUCAUUGAGUGGUGUCGCAGGUUCAAUUUGCCAUUCCAGAGUACACGCCACCUGAUCAAUGCUUGGAAUGAGAAUCGCAAGGUACAAGUUAGCAGGGAUGGGCAGGAGCUAGAACCAGGCGUAGGCGAAGCAUUGUGUAGACUCUGGGACGACAUUCCGCAAGCCGUUCCACGACCCCAGGUCGCCAACCGUUGAAGUGGUCAUGCCGUAGAAACCCUCCUUUCUUUGAUGUGCCUCUAGGUUGUGAACUUUGCAGCCACAAAAUUUCUAUAUUUUGGUUUUAUAUUGAGUUGUUGCAUUUGAAUACCCAGCUUUUAAAGACAGAGGUCCACAACUGUUAGACUGUCACCUGUGCUAGUCAUUGACAAGGUAGAUCCUCUUUGUACAAUUCCAUAGAACACUCAUCUUUUUUAUAAUUUACGGACAUGUAUAUACGUGCUGCAUGCCACGCCAUAAAGCUUUACCGUCGCGAAGGGUACGUCGUCCUUUCGCUACAGAGAAGAAAAGUGCCGAGUGACUCCAGAUGGCUGCAGGAAUGUGUUUAUAAUACUGCUGAGAAAUAACUGUUCUGGCUUUUGCUCAGCAAGUUGGGAACUCUUUCAACAUGUCUUGUCACUGAAGAUCAUUGCUCAGAGUCUCCAAAGUUAGCUGUUUGUCUUCCCCAGUUCUGUGGAAAUUGUUGAAGAUGUGCUACUGUAUGUGCAAUACUGAUCAUUAAGUAUUUUCUUGAACAGA